GUGGUCCUGUGAGAGGAACAGAUACGACAGGACAGACGCCGGCCUUGUCCAGAACACGCAGGCCCGGCUCUGACCGCCGGUCCGCACCACCAUGGCCGUGAAACACCUCUCCUUAGAGUACGACAAGGUGAACGAGCGAGGCACCUUCUCACCCGGGGACGUUCUCUCCGGACGAGUGACUGUGGUGAGCAGCAAGGAGACCACAGCGCAGCGCUUUGUGGUCCGGGCCAAAGGAAAGGCCAAGGUGACCUGGCCCGAGCAGCGAGGACGGAGCACAGUGCUCCACAGCGACAAGAAGGAGUACUUCAAGUUUGAGCAUGUUAUUCUGCAGGACAAAAACAAAGGGGAUGGUUCUGAAAUCAUCCGCUCUGGAAGAAGCGUGUACCCGUUCAGCUUCGUGGUUCCCGACGUGUGCGUGUUCCGACCCACCCGCCCGCGUUACUCGUCUCACACGCUGGUUUGCCUGCUGCUGGAAAACCUCCUUGUGUUCGCGUCUUCCAGGGACAUGCCGUCGUCCUAUCGGGGGAAAUGGGGCCGCGUCACGUACAGCGUGCGAGCGCAGCUCACUCAGACCAUCUGGCUCGUCCACAAAACCAAAGCCGAGCUCCCGUUUCUGACCAAGUCGGACUUCCCCUUCGCCUCCCGAUCGGAGAUGAUCAUCAUCGGACUUAAGGAGCCACAGUGUGCGAGCAGGAUUUCCUUCCUGGGCCGCGGGACGGUCACUAUGAAUGUUACCUCUGAGAAAAUGGGGGUGAAACAAGGCGAGGCGCUGGGGGUCUCCGUGGAACUCCUCAACAGCUCGGCGUGCGCGCUGACGCCCAGACUGUACCUGCGUGAGAAGCAGACGUUUGUGGCCCAGUCGCACAGGAUCGUGCACGCCAGCGACACCCUCUUCGCAACGGGGGACUCGGUUCCUGCGGGGACCAGUCAUUCUGUCACCAAGGUGCUCCGCAUCCCUCCACGGCUCCCUCCGACCUUCUUCAACUGCAGCAUGAUGAAACUCGAGUACAGACUCAAGGUGACUCUGACGAGAGACCAAGAGGUCAGACUCCCUCUGGUCGUCCUGCUGGGUUCACCGCAUACACAGCAACAGCAGAGGCCCAGGAGAUCCAUCUGGUUCCGGAAGCUGCCUGCGUAGAGGACGCCUGAGUGCAGCACGCGGUUUCACACCGUUUCGGUGUCUGGGAAUUUACUCAACACCACCUCAUCUCUGGUGAUUUUUCCAUCUGCGCUAGACGCUUAUUAUUUAAAGGCUCUGCUUUUAAUAAGUGUUUCGCUGCCUCCACAAUCACGACCGCCACUAACGAAGCUUACCGCUCUGCAGCGGAGGCUCAGCCUGAAUCUGUGGGAGCUGAGAAUUAGCUGCUAGGGGCUUCUCACGCUCAUCCUUCGCCUUGUGGACUCGUUUUGCAACAAGAGUAAAGCGCUGAACAAAGGCACAUUCAUGAUGCGAAUAAGACAUGUGUUGCCCAGCCAGCCGGUCUUAAGUGAAACCAGGCCCGUGCUCCCGACAGACACCGAGGGACCUUUCCCUGCCCAGGAGGGGGGACGUGUUGAGGGGUGAACAUUUAAUGCUUGGGAUACAUCCUGGACACAUUAGAUGGGCUGUUGUGACACACACACACGGCGCUCCCACCUACCCUGAGAAGCGGAGCGGGAACGCUUUCUGACUCAGCACACGCCGGCCCUGAUGAUUUCACGUUCGGACCAAAUAGUACAAUGUCUUACUCACCACAGUGACAAGCAACGGUGUGGAGGCACACGCUGGAAAAGAAAACUUGCACUCGUAUUUCGUCUCACCUCUGUUGCUGUUGACUUUGUUGUGUAUCAUGUGUAAGUGGAAACACGUUGUAUGGAAAUCAC
Molecule: messenger RNA, 1863 nt
Organism: Betta splendens (Siamese fighting fish)
Lineage: Eukaryota; Metazoa; Chordata; Actinopteri; Anabantiformes; Osphronemidae
Product: arrestin domain-containing protein 3-like
Exons: 5
Coding region: 92-1138 (348 amino acids)
Biological process (GO): protein transport
Cellular component (GO): plasma membrane; cytoplasm
Source: RefSeq, a predicted model, not a curated record